AGACGAUACAAGUCAAGAUUUCGUCGACGAUGGCGUUCGAGAUCCACGGAGCCACCGACAGCGUAAGGGCCGUCUGCCUCGGCGCCGGGCGCUUCCUCCGCUGCUUGCUUGUGCCCGCGCUGCGCCAGCUCGGCCAUGGCGUCGUUGUCGCGCAGCCGCGAGGCCACGACUUUGUCGAUGCCUGCCUGGCUGCUGGCGGCACGUACGAGAUGGACGUCGUCGAGCGCGACGGCCAUACGUCAACCCACACGGUCGAGCUCGCGGGCGUCGGGACCUUGGGCACGCGUGACGGCCGUGCAGCCUUUCUCGAGCUCCCGUACAAGCUGCCACACUUGCGCUAUAUCGGCGUCGGCGUCACGGAAGCUGGGAUCCAAGCCGGUAGCCAAGCCAUGGCGGAUUUUGCCGCGUUCUUGGCCACUUGCAGUGUCGCGUUGCCACAUGCUGCGCUCUCGGUGAUCAAUACGGACAAUCUCCCGGCGAACGGCGACGCGAUCAAAGCGCUGGUCCUCGCGCUCUGCACGCCGGAUGUCGCCGCGUACAUUGACGCACAAGUGACUUUCCACAACUCGAUGGUCGACCGCAUCACGGCCGGUCGCCCCAGCAACGCCCUCGUGCCCUUCUCGGAGCCGCUGCCCCCAAAGGCGCUCGUGCUCGAAGACAGCGCGUCGUCUCUGGACACGUCGUGGGCCGCGCUGCCGGGUGUUAUCGUCCUGCGUACUUGCGGCGACUUGAGUGCGUACCACAAACUGAAACUCAACAUUGCCAACGCGACGCACACGGCGAUGGUUUACUGCCUCGCACUCUCGCGUGUCGGCAACACGACAGCGACACACGAAGCUGUCUACACGUUUCUGGACGAGCUCUUUCGCCGUGACAUUGCGCCCGCGCUCGUGCAGCACAACCAGAUUCCAGCGGCGCUGGUGCAGAGCGUGUACGACGACCAGAAUGCCUUUACCAAAUUCCAGAUCCGACUCUGGCCCUCGGUGCUCUCGAAUCUGGCGUGCGAUGCGGCGUACCAGCCAAGUGCCAUGAUGGCCCUGGCCACGGCCUUUUUACUGCGGUUCCUCACACCCGCGCCGGCGUCCGAGGCGCACACGACCGAGCGCGGCCCUAUCUUUACCGGCUUUAUGGACCCAACACCAACGACGGAAGGUCGCUGCUGGAACUACGUGGGCGAUUUGAGCGCCGACAGCAGCGUCGGUCGCUACACGUUUCGCGAUGGCAACGGGUCUGUGCCGUCGCGGCUGCACAACGCCAGCUCGACGUCGAUCGCGGUCUUGGCGGUUCUCGAGACGCUUCCCGGAUGCGACUGGACGCGUCCGACGAUGCUGCACUUUGCCGCCGAUGUGGCCGCCUUGUACCACCGCCUCUUGACAACGCCGGCGCUGAGGGUUCUGGAGGACGUUUUGGAGCACUUUCAAGCGCCACGUGAGAGCGCACUGACGUCGCCAGACGCGGUGGCGGCCAGCGUGCAGUCGCACGUCACCACCACGCCAGUGAUUGAUGUGCACACGCAUUUGUUUCCGCCAUCCCACGAUGCCCUCAUGCUCUGGGGCAUUGACGCGCUCUUGACGUACCACUACCUCGUGGCCGAGUACCUCAGCACCGCGACCACGUCCCCCGAAGCCUUUUACGCGCUUCCAGGGACGGCACAAGCGGAUGCGGUGUGGCAACAUCUGUUUUGCGACCGGUCGCCGCUCUCAGAGGCGUGCCAAGGCGUGAUCACGACGCUCUUUGAGCUCGGCCUCGCUUCGUUGGUUGCGACGCGGGACCUGCGUGGCAUCCGCGCGUGGUUUGAUGCGCAGUCCCCGACGGCGUACGUGGAUCGAGUGUUUCGACUCGCCAAGGUCCGCUACGUGGUCAUGACCAACAUCCCGUUCGACCCGCUGGAGACGCAGUACUGGACCCCAACGCCAGCGAGAUGCAACCGCAGCCAGUUCAAGACGGCGCUCCGCAUCGACCAACUCCUCCUCGGGCUCUGGUCGUCCAUCGGGCCUGCCCUCGAUACACUGCAUCUCCCACAUACGCUGGAUGGCGUUGAGCAGUUCCUCUUGCACUGGAUCGACGUGCUCCAACCCGAGUACUUUAUGGCGAGCGUGCCCCACACGUUUGUUUAUGACGAUGACUCGCCGCGUGACGCGCCGCGCGAUCUCGCCUCGCCCAGUGGCGCGUUGCUGCUGUCGUGCGUGGUCUUGCCGCUGGCCGCGCGACUGUCGCUGCCCAUUGCACUCAAAUUUGGCGCUGUCCGCGGCCUCAACCCUCGACUGUGCCUGGCCGGCGAUGGUGUCGCGGUCGUCGACGUGUCGCUGCUGACGCGCCUCGCACGCGCGAACCCACGCGUCAAGUUUCUCGCCACGUUCCUUUCACGUGUCAACCAGCACGAGGUGACGGUCGUCGCCAACAAGUUUGCCAACGUCCAUCUGUACGGCUGCUGGUGGUACUGCAACAACCCAUCGAUCACUUCCGAGCUCACGCGCAUGCGGCUCGAAAUGCUCGGGACCGGCUUCACGGCGCAGCACUCGGACGCACGCGUGCUGGACCAGCUCGUCUACAAGUGGAAGCACUUUCGGUCCAUCUUGGCAACGACGUUGACGCCGUUGUAUACGCAGCUGCUGGCGCACGGGUGGGUCGUCACGGACGAGGACAUUCGCCGUGACGUUUCGCGCCUUCUUGGUGGCAGCUACGAAGCGUUCCUCGCCAAACGACUGGACGAAUGAGCCGUCUCGAACGCCCCAGCAACGAAGACACUGCAUAGUAUGUAUGAUGAUAUAAAAAGCGAUACUACUACCGAGCGA
Molecule: messenger RNA, 2795 nt
Organism: Saprolegnia parasitica CBS 223.65
Lineage: Eukaryota; Oomycota; Saprolegniomycetes; Saprolegniales; Saprolegniaceae
Exons: 15
Coding region: 30-2717 (895 amino acids)
Molecular function (GO): oxidoreductase activity, acting on the CH-OH group of donors, NAD or NADP as acceptor
Source: RefSeq, a predicted model, not a curated record